GUGUGCCACAUAUCACCACUUCUUUCACCUAUCACCCUACGACAAAUCACUGAAAACACUCAUCUUCUUUUCACUCCCUCUUCUCAUUUUCACUUUCAGAUCAACACAACAAUGUCUUACACCGAUCACGGCGGCGAUCGCCGUCACCGUCGCCGGAACCGCCCCGCUUCAAUCUCCGCUAUGUUCCUCUACCUCACUUUCCAUUCAAUCAUCACCCUUGUCGGUGCUUCCAUUCACGACUACCAAAACGAAACGUUCAUCCGUCGUGCUAAUUCGUUCUUCUUUCAUGGUGGUAGUGAAGGCCUUUACGCUUCUAAACCUAUUGAAUUUAACCAUUCUCUUGAUAACUUUCCCACUGGUAAAUCUUUCAUCAGGUUUGAGUCUAUCAACUUCCGGAGGACAAAAGAAUCUGCUGCAAAGGCAAGUUCGAUGCAGCAAAAGACAGGGUUGGUUGAAGCUAUAAUAAUUAAGGUGAGAGAUAGGAAUAACAUUGGGGGUGUUUAUUUGAACUCUGAUGCUAUAUGCUGCACACCAGAGCUUGCUAAAGAAGGUUCUUGUAAGUUAGGAGAGGUUAUCAUCCGUGAGAACCCUGAUGAACCGAACGGGCCGAAACGCUUGCAAACGUUUUUUGAAGGACAAAAUGAAGAGACUAACAUGGUCAUUCAAACUGUUGAUAUUAAUAGUACUGGGAUGUAUUAUUUGUAUUUCAUGUUUUGUGAUCCUGAACUGAAGGACACGUUGAUUUCUGGAAGAACUGUGUGGAGGAAUCCGGAUGGUUAUCUACCGGGGAAGAUGAUGCCAUUGAUGACUUUUUAUGGUUUGAUGUCUUUGGCUUACCUUUUUCUUGGUCUUGUCUGGUUUCUCUGGUUUGUAAAAUAUUGGAAAGAUGUUAUACAGUUGCAUUACCACAUUACUGCUGUUAUUGGCCUAGGCAUGUGUGAAAUGGCUCUGUGGUAUUUUGAGUAUGCAAAUUUCAAUUCGACAGGAAGCAGGCCAAUGGUAAUUACAGUAUGGGCCGUGACUUUCACUGCUGUCAAGAAGACAGUGUCACGGCUUCUUCUUUUGGUGGUUUCUAUGGGCUAUGGAGUUGUCCGUCCAACACUUGGUGGUCUAACCUCAAAAGUCCUUCUUCUUGGUGUGGUGUAUUUUGUGGCCUCAGAAGCACUUGAGCUGGUGGAACAUCUCGGUAAUAUUAAUGACUUCUCUGGAAAAACAAGGCUUUUCCUGGUGCUUCCUGUGGCUCUGUUGGAUGCUUGCUUUAUUCUUUGGAUCUUUUCAUCAUUAUCUAAAACCCUUGAGAAGCUUCAGAUUAGGAAAAGUACCGGAAAACUUGAGUUGUACAGGAAGUUUACAAAUUCUCUUGCAGUGACGGUGCUGCUUUCAGUAUUAUGGAUUGGCUAUGAGUUGUACUUCAACGCAUCAGACCCUUUAGGUGAACUGUGGCGAAGAGCAUGGGCCAUCCCAGCUUUCUGGAUUUUGCUUGCUUAUGCUCUCCUGAUAGUGAUCUGCAUUCUCUGGGCCCCAUCUCGAAAUCCAACCAGGUAUUCGUACUCGGAAGAGACGGGAGAUGAUUUUGAUGAGGAAGCUGUCGCAGUUGUUGGAAGUGGAGUUAAGAUGUCUGGAGAAAUGUCUACCAUGCUAGAAAGAAAGGAUAGAAAGGCAUCGUCUACAUCACUUGCUACAGAUCAUCAUGUAUUUGGAGUUAUUGAAGAUCUAGAGGAAGACAAGAGGGAGUGAUUUGGUCCUAACUUUUUUAAUCACUGUUUCUUUGUUCACUUGGGAGGACCUAAAUGAUGUCAACAUGGAGUAGCAACAAGGGAGGAGAAAGAGGAUCAAUAUUCAAUGGUCAUUCAGCUUCUAAAUUUGAGGUGAUUCUGAGCUUUUCAGGAUGGAUUUAUUAGCACACAGUAAAAAUGAGAAGGAAGAACAAGUUUGCAACACAAGUCAUAGUUAGCUUAGAGCGCAAGUUAUAUCAUUUGAGUGUAAAUUUCAAUUGCAUUUACAUUACAUUUAGUUUGUUACAAGUUAGUUAUGAUGAGCUGUCAUUUCUAGCUUGUAUCUAUACAACAAUCUGUAACUGAAUUCAUUCAAAGAAUCUUAUUAACUUUUCUUCAUCUUUUCUCA
Messenger RNA from Medicago truncatula (barrel medic), 2124 nucleotides. RefSeq names its product transmembrane protein 87A. The record is from RefSeq and is a predicted model, not a curated record. Gene Ontology annotation, cellular component: Golgi apparatus; membrane. The coding region runs from base 112 to 1737 and encodes 541 amino acids. NCBI's taxonomy places the organism in Eukaryota, Viridiplantae, Streptophyta, Magnoliopsida, Fabales, Fabaceae. Gene Ontology annotation, biological process: transport. The transcript has 5 exons.